UGGCGUUCCGAUUGCAAGACGCUAGAACUAAAAUGCAAAUGCAUUGAAUUAAAUUAGUUUUACGUUAAAUUUAAGAAAUAAACAAUGGAGUUUGAUAAUAUAAUAGUGAAAGAAAACCCGGGGCUAUGUCGUUGUUGUCUUUCAGAAGGUUGUUACAAAGAACUAGGCACUGAAUAUCCUUGGAUGGACGAAACUGAAGUAUAUGCCGAUAUGUUAUUGGAAUGUUUUGAUAUUAGUAUAUCGCAACACAUAGAAGGGCCAAACGGUACAAAUCGACUUAUCUGUGAAGUGUGUAUCACAAGGCUCCGAGAUGCGUGUAACUUUAAGAAGCAGGUCAUGGACUGCGAGAAGAAAUUUGUUGAUAUGAUCGGCAGAGGCGAGUUUAAAAAAGUAUUACCUAUAGAGGGACCUGAUAUGAAGUCUGAACUCAAUCUCGAGGAAGACACGGACGUUGUUACGGAAAUUGAGUAUCUGGAAGAAGGAAUUGACUUCGAUGAUGACAAAGACGAUCCAACGCAAGAUAUAACCGUAGAACCGUUGCCAGUUAAGCCAAAACGCGGUCGACCCAAAAAGAGUUCGACAAAAGUUGAAAAGAAGGCUAAAGAAGAGAAACCUAGGACAUCUAAAACAACAAGCAAAGAUGAAAACGCGGAAGGGCCAUGCGAGCACUUUACCUCAGAGAGACGCAGGAAAAAUAUGCAAAUACUCUUCAACAACACUACACUAAUGCCUUUCAAAUGGAAAGGACGAUUCUUGUGUUUCUAUUGUGCGAAAGAUUACACGGUAUAUUCUGAAUUCAAAAAGCAUACUAAAUCGCACGGACUCUGCACCACGAAGGAUUAUUCUUUGAAAAUAAUUAAAGGCAGCCACAUUGAGAUCAAAUUGGACAUUUCGGACAUAAAUUGCGAGAUUUGCAAUGAACCGUUUAAUAGCUUUGACGAAAUUGUCAAUCAUUUGGUUGGAAAGCACGACAUGGACUAUGAUAAAACGAUUGAUAUCCCGUUCACUCAAUACAGAUUAGUUGAUAUGAAGUGUCAGUAUUGUGGCAAAGAGUUCUCUUAUUUUGGAUAUCUCAUCAGUCACUUGAAGCUUGCUCAUCCGCAGAGUAAUUUUAUAUGUGACGAUUGUGGUGCGACGUUCAAUAUGAAACGAGAUUUGGCGGCUCAUUUUAAGUAUUAUCACAAACAGGGCGGGUAUCCCUGCGAGCACUGUUCAGAAGUUUGUCAUUCGCACUACGAUCUAAAGAAACAUCAAAACAGUUAUCACUUUCGAAGGUGCACGGUGUGCGACUCAAGCUUUGCGUCCUACCAUUUAUUGCAGAAACAUAUUCAGAACGAGCACGCUAAAGUUAAGAACAACAAAUGCCCUUAUUGCGCGAAGAAGUGCCAUUCUUCGCUAGGCGUAAAAUUACAUAUUAAAACGUGCAAGCUAAAAGUGCCCUUAAAACCUCAAGUGCCCCAACCGUCAGAGAACUUUAUCGAGCCGAAGAAAAAGCAAAACAUAUUGCAAAUAAGACAAAACAUCCUCAGUGUGUUGAACAUGUCCACUGUGGUCCCGUUCAAAUUCUUCGGCAAGUUCUCCUGUUUCUACUGCUCAAUUAAGUUUGCUGAGUUCGAUGAUCUCAAAUCUCAUACAGCUGUCGAGCAUCCCGUUUGCGAUAUAACCUCAAAAUGUAUGAAGAAGUGUAAAGGCGAAAGGACGACGGUUAAAGUUGAUAUAUCGGCCCUAUCGUGUAAGCUUUGUUGCCAAACAAUGGAUGACCUAGACGUCCUGAUCGACCAUUUGAUAUCAAAGCAUAACGCGCCAUACGAUAAGACGAUAAAGAAUUGCUUUGAACCGUUUCGGAUAGUGAAAGACAACAUCGCUUGUAUGUCUUGCCCGAGCGUGUUCAGAUAUUUUGCAACUCUCUUACGUCAUAGCAACUCAGAGCAUAGCAAUAAUAGUCGUAUAUGCGACUUUUGCGGACGAAGUUUCAAGAACGUCACCAAUUUAAAUGUGCAUAUUUCAUACGCACAUACAGGAUCUUGCGAGUGUGAUGUAUGCGGAAACCAUUAUAAAAACCAGUGGUGUCUGAACAGGCAUAAGGCGAAAUGCCACAACGCGAAAGAUUUCAAAUGCCCAAACUGCCCAGAAUUGUUCCAAUCCCAGUACCAUAGGCAGAAGCAUUUGAUAAAAGUCCACGAUAUAGGACACAAAUGUACGUACUGCGGGCGGAUGUUUACGAGGAAUUCAUUCAUGAAGGAUCACAUAAGGAGGACGCAUUUGAAAGAGAAGAAUGUAGAAUGUUCGAUUUGUGGGGAGAAAUUCUUCGAUAACUAUUUGCUAAGGAUGCACAUGGUGAAACACGAAGGGGUUAGGAAGUUUAGUUGCGAUGUGUGUUGUAAGUCGUUUUUAAGGCGGAGUAACCUGGCCUCACAUAUGGGUAUGCAUAAGAAGUAUGGGCACGUUGCUGCAUUGUAAAUUUUGGAUGACGAAAAUGUUGUUUGACGGUUUAAAAAGGCUAUGUUAUUAAUUUUUGGACGAAAUUUGAAAAUACUUUUUUGUACAUGCUAAGAAUAAGUAAUAUAUUCUGUUAAUACUCUUCACAGCUUCACUUUUGUUGAUGUUUAAUAUAUUUGAAGCAAGUUCUUUUAUUAGCAAACACAAAUGUAACCCUAAGGGUGGUUUUUUCAUCAGAGAUGUAUCUCUUGAAACGCUAAAUGAAGUGAUGUGAUCGGUUCUUUACAAACACAUCCCUCGCUACGCAUCCUCGCACAUCUCUGGUGGAAAAGCACCCUAAAUGUCGUUCUUCACUUCACUUGCGGCUCAUUAAAACAUUUAUUAUAGUCGAGCCAAUUUAAUAGGCAACAUUUGACGUCUAUCAAUUUUACCUUCGAAGAGAGGUAACCUGCUUAAAAACAU
Molecule: messenger RNA, 2901 nt
Organism: Colias croceus (clouded yellow)
Lineage: Eukaryota; Metazoa; Arthropoda; Insecta; Lepidoptera; Pieridae
Product: zinc finger protein 184-like
Exons: 5
Coding region: 85-2460 (791 amino acids)
Biological process (GO): regulation of transcription by RNA polymerase II
Cellular component (GO): chromosome; nucleus
Molecular function (GO): DNA-binding transcription factor activity, RNA polymerase II-specific; zinc ion binding; RNA polymerase II cis-regulatory region sequence-specific DNA binding
Source: RefSeq, a predicted model, not a curated record